This is a messenger RNA of Cetraspora pellucida, 708 nucleotides long. Lineage: Eukaryota; Fungi; Glomeromycota; Glomeromycetes; Diversisporales; Gigasporaceae. The record is from the annotation of a GenBank genome assembly.
AUGUUCUUAAAAUCUUUUUCCUUUACUAUUAUUAUCCUGGCACUAUCAUUAACUUUUGUUUGUUCUACUUAUUUGAGUGAAGAUGCUUUAAUUGAGAAAGAUGAUAUCGGUACAUUUUUUUGUCGAGAUGGAAAAGAUCCCAAUCUUUACUGUUGUCCUCUCCUGUCACAUAGACUUUCUUCUCAACACGACAAACGUUGUGUGACGAUUGUCCUCAAUAAUAAGAGUGGCUAUGAUAUUACUUUGGCCGUUGCCAAUCUUGAAAACGGGGAAUGGGUUAAUGAUUAUAAUAUAAGUUGUGAACCACAAACUGAACCUCUUGCAAAUAAGAAAUCACAAGCGUUUUCUAGCAUUACAUCUUAUAAGAUGCAAGGCCUCGCCACUUUUAUUGUAAAUGAUGAUAGCUCAAGCGUGUUCACCAUUUCCUGGAAGGCACCAGUAACCAAUUCUGAUGACUACUUCUCUUAUUCUUUGGUUGGAAAGAAAUAUAACGUAGAUUUUCAAUUUGGACUUGAAGAUACAGUUUUACAAGCCACGGUUUAUAAAGCACCAUUCUAUCAAACUAUAAUUUUACCUUCAAUUUGGAUAGUAACUACCGUUAUUGCAUUUAUUUCUUUGCUGUUCUGUUGCUUAACUUGUGGUAAAGUGAAUGAUCUAUCCAAAACUCAUAUUAAUUCUAGAGCACAUCAUUCUUAUAACACUGUCUGA